CUUCUUCAAGUUUGCAACUUCACACCUUUCAUCAUACUCUUUAUUGUUGUGAGGACAAUCUACCUGCUAUGCAAUAAACUAUGUGACGAUGGGCUGGCAGAUCUGUUUGUUAUUUUCAUUUCCAACGAGAAGAAGCAGAUUCCUCUGUGGCAUCAGAAGGCUAGCCAGCGCGCGGAGGGUGUUAUUCUGUGGGACUAUCACGUCAUCUGUUUACAGAAUAAGAGAGAUGAAAAGUCUUCAUCCUUAGUGUGGGAUUUAGAUUCCAGCCUUCUGUUUCCAUCGCCCCUUGGAACCUACGUCGCUGAAAGCAUUCGUCCGUCUAUUCAGAUAUUUUCAGAAUUCAAAAGGUUCUUUCGAGUUGUGCAUGCCCCUAUAUUCCUCCGACACUUUGCGUCAGAUAGAAGGCAUAUGAAGGAUUCCGCUGGAAACUGGAUUGCCAAACCACCAUCACAUGAAGCUAUUGUCGCUAAAGAUGGAGCCGUAAACAAUCUGAACGAGUACAUUACAGUCUCACCGGAUGAUCUAGUGAUCGACGUGGGAGCUGAUACUGUCAAUGUUGUUUUCUCUGAUAAACUUGGCGUCGUAGUUGGCGAAAACGAUUUGUUCGGAUUUUUCUCUUUGAUUUCUUGAUUGAGAGUUGAAAAAUGUACUAGGUUGCAAGUUGAAAUCAUGGUCGACAUUUUCUUUUGUUGGUGAACAAGGUUGUAAGGAGGGAAUGUUAUUUAGUAUAGUGAUUUCUUCAAAAUGCUACAUUCACAUGACUUAUUUUAGAUGUUAAGAGAAGUGAUUGGAUCAAUUUGUGUGCA
Messenger RNA from Capsicum annuum, 806 nucleotides. Its product is annotated as protein N-terminal glutamine amidohydrolase. The transcript is spliced from 6 exons. Gene Ontology annotation, molecular function: protein-N-terminal glutamine amidohydrolase activity; protein-N-terminal asparagine amidohydrolase activity. Gene Ontology annotation, cellular component: nucleus; cytosol. The annotation marks the transcript as partial. NCBI's taxonomy places the organism in Eukaryota, Viridiplantae, Streptophyta, Magnoliopsida, Solanales, Solanaceae. The record is from RefSeq and is a predicted model, not a curated record.